AUGAGGUUCUCCCUCCUGGCUACCGUAGCGCUUGGCGCAGGCGCUGCUGUCGAAGGGCAUACGAUCUUCCAGAAAGUGUCUGUGAAUGACCAAGACCAGGCCGAGCUUGUGGGCCUCAGGGCUCCCGACAACAAUAAUCCUGUCCUGGAUGUGACAAGUGACUCGUUGAUCUGCGGCACGGCUGGGACCACCUCAACCACGGUCAUAUCGGCCGAGCCAGGUGACAAGAUCGGGGCGUGGUGGCAACAUAUCAUCGGGGGGCCGCAGGGGGCCAACGACGCCGACAACCCCAUCGCGUCGAGUCACAAGGGACCAGUAAUGGCAUAUAUGGCGAGGGUGGUCAAUGCGGCCACGUCGCCGCAGACGGGACUGCAGUGGUUCAAGAUCAGCUCGGAUGGGUUCGACACGUCGACCAAGACAUGGGGCGUAGAUGACAUGAUCGCCAAUGAUGGCUGGUCGUACCACACGCUCCCCAGCUGCCUGGCGCCAGGCCAGUACCUUCUGCGAGCCGAGAUCAUCGCGCUGCAUUCGGCAUACGCCCAGGGCCAGGCGCAGUUCUAUAGCAGCUGUGCUCAGCUGGAGGUGGGCGGCAGCGGCUCGACAAACUUCUCGUCGACGGUGAGCUUUCCUGGAGCGUACACGGCCACAGACCCCUCGAUCCUGAUCAACAUCUAUGGGCCGACGGGGCAGCCUGACAAUGGGGGCAAGCCGUAUACGCCGCCAGGUCCGGCUGUAGUGACGUGUUGA
Messenger RNA from Cryphonectria parasitica EP155, 747 nucleotides. RefSeq names its product family 61 glycoside hydrolase. NCBI's taxonomy places the organism in Eukaryota, Fungi, Ascomycota, Sordariomycetes, Diaporthales, Cryphonectriaceae. The record is from RefSeq and is a predicted model, not a curated record. The transcript has 3 exons. Bases 1 to 747 code for a protein of 248 amino acids.